Mugil cephalus (flathead mullet) is the source of this 960-nucleotide messenger RNA. It is a transcript of the gene srp9, whose product is annotated as signal recognition particle 9. Gene Ontology annotation, cellular component: signal recognition particle, endoplasmic reticulum targeting. NCBI's taxonomy places the organism in Eukaryota, Metazoa, Chordata, Actinopteri, Mugiliformes, Mugilidae. Gene Ontology annotation, molecular function: 7S RNA binding. The coding region runs from base 133 to 393 and encodes 86 amino acids. Gene Ontology annotation, biological process: negative regulation of translational elongation; SRP-dependent cotranslational protein targeting to membrane. The transcript has 3 exons. The record is from RefSeq and is a predicted model, not a curated record.
ACCUUCUCAUCUCUUAAUUCCGAUUGGCUGCGAUCACAGUGCUGCUGAUGUGGUGUUCCGAAGUUAGCAAUCCCCAACAGCUGAUUCAAACACAUUCUUUAGGUUGAUAGAAACUUUGCUUUAUUAUAAAUAAUGCCUUACUAUCAGACUUGGGAGGAGUUUGCCCGCGCAGCAGAAAAACUAUACCUGACAGAUCCCAUGAAGGUGAGAGUGGUUUUAAAGUAUCGACACUGCGACGGAAACCUCUGCAUUAAAGUGACCGACAAUGCCGUGUGUUUACAAUACAAGACAGAUCAGGCCCAGGAUGUGAAGAAGAUCGAGAAGCUGCACGGAAAACUGAUGAGACUCAUGGUGUCAAAAGAGACGCACAGUGGUGCCAUGGAGACGGACUAAAAAGCACUGGUCUUUUAGAUCACCUGGACUGAGUUCAGUGGAUAUAGAUUGAGAUAACAGAACCAUCAGAGUUAUUUGGAGUCUAAGAGAUGGGAUUGAUCUGGCUGCCUUAAUUCAUGUAAUACUACCAGAGAGGUGAUAUCUACUUAUACUGUAUAUAUUUUAGUCUCUCGUGAUUUUUGAUGAGUUUCUUGUGACACAUUCUUAGUCAGCCUAAUUUUCUUAUUUUGUCAGCCUCUGUAAUCAUGUUCCUGAUGGUAAUCAUUUAAGUAAUGUCAGUGUAGAAUAGAAAUGGAAGGAAGGAAGGUUCAGACGAGCUAUUUUGGACAAUUUCAGCAACUGGAUUCCAUUUGGUUUUCGUCACUGACUUGCGCCAUGUGGUGUGGAGAAAACUCUAGUUUCUAUGGAUAACCCCCCACAGCUCCAAAUGCCAUUUAAUUUAGUGAGGAUAAUUGUGUUACAUGUUCAGUAAAUGUUUAUUUACCCCAGUGUUGCAUAAAUCUCUUCUGUAUUCAUCUUAAUUGUGUUUAACAGUCAUCCAUAAAUGCAUGAUUUUUCUCAGCAGAA